AUGCCGAUGAAUAUCAACCCUCACAUGAUCCACCACCCAUUCGUCAAUCCCGAUGAGAUCCCCUUUCCGACGAUGGUACUUCCCGGAGGCGGCCGCUUAGCGAUCUACCCGGCAGUCAAGACCCGCUACCCCGGUCCUGGGGUCGGGAUCGGCGCUGGUGUGACUGGGAUGCCUCAUCAGCUGGGCGGACCGCUCGGCUGGGGUGCCGGGACCGGUAUCGACUGCACCGCCGCCGCUUGGAGACGAUACUAUGGCGUUGGUGGUAUGAUGACUGGCUACCCUCUCGGAUACAGACUCCCAGGUCCAACCGGUAUGGGCGGGUACUUUGGCGGAUGGGGCGUGCGCGACUGA
Messenger RNA from Dioszegia hungarica, 351 nucleotides. RefSeq lists its product as uncharacterized. The coding region runs from base 1 to 351 and encodes 116 amino acids. Lineage: Eukaryota; Fungi; Basidiomycota; Tremellomycetes; Tremellales; Bulleribasidiaceae. The transcript is spliced from 5 exons. The record is from RefSeq and is a predicted model, not a curated record.